Molecule: messenger RNA, 1486 nt
Organism: Amphimedon queenslandica
Lineage: Eukaryota; Metazoa; Porifera; Demospongiae; Haplosclerida; Niphatidae
Product: breast carcinoma-amplified sequence 3 homolog
Exons: 14
Biological process (GO): response to starvation; autophagy
Cellular component (GO): cytoplasm
Molecular function (GO): protein binding
Source: RefSeq, a predicted model, not a curated record
UGGUAUGCAGAAGCAUCUCCAUUCUACAGCUGUUGUGAUCUCCCUGAGAGGAGGAGGGAGGGAAGUGAAGAAAUUUGAAUUUGAGAAGAAUUCAAUACUAGACAUCAGCUCAAACAAACGUGUGGUAGUCAUUGUCCUUCAGAAGAGAUUGGUCCUCCUUGAUGCUGGAACUUUUGAAAAGAAAUGGAUCAUAAAAACUGGUUACCGUGGUUCAGAGCUAUGGACUAAUCCUAUAGCACUGGGAGAGAGAUGGUUGGCAUUCUCUGAUUCAAAGGUUCAUCCCCACCUGCUCUCGGUUGGGGGCGUGUCAGAUAGACUCACUCCUCCUGUGGCCUCUACUGUAGUGAACACGGUAAAGAAAGGAUUCAACGCCCUCUCUGAUACACUCAGUGGACUCACUGGCAGGAACUCAUCACAGUCAACAAGGACCACACCCUCUUCUGGUGAAAAUUCUCCUCCUGUCGUUACUAUACUGGACAUUGAAUAUUCUCGUUCUGGAGAAGUGCAGGUGAGUGAAUUGAGGAAGACUGAUGGUGUCUUGGCCCAUUUCCUGUCACACACUAUCAGUGAUACAUACAUUACUAUGCUCAAAUUUAACAGAAGUGGUAAUAUCUUGUUUUCUGCUGAUUCUGAAGGACAGUAUUUUAACGUGUUUCAUAUCUCGCCAAAUCUUCUUGGAUCAAGUGAAUGCAAAGUUGCCCAUCUUUAUUCUCUAUACAGAGGAACAACCACUGGAAUAGUUCAAGAUGUCAGUUUCUCUAACGACAGUCGCUGGUGUGCUGUAUCCACACGUAAUGGUACAACUCAUCUCUUUCCAAUAUCACCUUAUGGGGGUCCAGUCACAGUUCGUACCCAUAAGGUAUCUCACGUGGUCAACCAGUACAGUCGGUAUCACACCAGUGCUGGCAUUGAAGAGGCAGGGACUGGAGGAGGAGGAACUUUUAAUAACGGAGGAACAUCACCACUGAUGAUACCUUCACUCCAGCAAAUAAAGCAACAGUACCUACCAGGUUCCAAAGGUAAUUCACUGGUCAGUGAUGAUGGCACUGAUUACAUUUGUGUGAGAGCUCACUUUGCUCCCAUAACAACGGAUAAUAACAUUAACUCACUUAAACUUAUCGGUAAAAAUCACGCCAAGAAUAAGGCAGAGUACUCUAUCUACAUACUGGGGGGAGACGGUUCCUUGACUGAGUACCUACUGGAACCAAUUGAGAGUACUAACAAUAAUACUGGGGCCGGAGGGGGCGUGGUCAACAAGAGUGAUGAAGAGACUCAAAUCGGAUUGCAGUCGGCACCUAAAAUAACAUGGAAAUUAUUGAGUAAGCCGUUUGAUGCCCCUCCCACUUUAAGUGACGAUAAUCAUCUGAUAUCACUCCACAAACUUCAUCAGGAAAAGAUGCAAUCGCUCGGAGGUGGUUCCAUUUUCUUACCCGAUAAAGAAGGCUGGCUAUCACAAGUUGAGUUACUCUCAUAUGCUCCGCCCACA